Molecule: messenger RNA, 2496 nt
Organism: Lottia gigantea (owl limpet)
Lineage: Eukaryota; Metazoa; Mollusca; Gastropoda; Lottiidae
Exons: 20
Biological process (GO): mismatch repair
Cellular component (GO): MutLalpha complex
Molecular function (GO): ATP-dependent DNA damage sensor activity; mismatched DNA binding; ATP binding
Source: RefSeq, a predicted model, not a curated record
GCCAAUAUGAUACAAGCUAUUGAUAAAGGUUCAGUUCAUAGGAUAUGUUCGGGACAAGUAGUGCUUACGCUUGCUGUAGCUGUUAAAGAACUGGUAGAAAAUAGUGUUGAUGCUGGCGCAACAUCAGUCGAUAUUAAGUUGAAGGAAUAUGGUAGUGAAUGUAUUGAAGUAUCUGAUAAUGGUUCUGGGGUUGAAGAACAGAACUUUAAGGGGCUAACUUUAAAACAUCACACAUCCAAGCUGCAAGAUUUUUCUGAUUUAGUUAACGUUGAAACUUUUGGAUUUCGUGGAGAAGCUCUUAGUUCAUUAUGUGCACUCAGUGAUUUAAGUGUUUUAACUUGUCAUAAAGAUGCAGCAGUAGGAAACAAGUUGGACUUUGAUUAUCAUGGUAAUAUAAAAAAACAAGUACCAUCUCCAAGACAAACUGGAACUACUGUCAUCUUGCAGAAUUUAUUCCACACAUUACCAGUUCGUCACAGAGAAUUCCAACGUAAUUUGAAAAAAGAAUUUGCAAAGAUGGUUCAAGUAUUAAAUGGCUACUGUCUUAUUAAUAUUGGUAUUAGAAUACAUUGUACUAAUCAAGUUGGGAAAGGGUCAAGGUCUGUUGUUGUAUCAACUAAAGGAAAUUCAACAAUUAAAGAAAAUAUAGUUAAUAUUUUUGGAGCCAAACAGUUACAACAAGUAUUAGAAUUUAAACAAUAUAAUCCAUCAGAAGAUGUCUGUACAGAAUUCGGGGUGAAAACUGCAGAUGAUACUUCAGAUCUUUUUAAAUUAAAUGGGUUUAUAUCUAAAUGUGACCAUGGUUUAGGAAGAAGUAGUACAGAUAGACAGUUUAUUUUUAUUAAUAACAGACCUUGUGAUUCUACUAAGUUAAUAAAAGUAGUAAAUGAAGUAUAUCAUCAGUAUAACAGACAUCAGUAUCCAUUUUUAGUUUUAAAUAUAAAUAUGGAGAAGACAUCAGUAGAUGUGAAUGUGACUCCAGAUAAAAGACAGAUAUUUUUAGAAGGAGAGAAACUUCUACUAGCUGUUAUUAAGACAUCCCUAAUAAAACUAUUUGAACCCACCACUUGUAUGAUGACUCUAAAUCAGAAAAAAUGUUUGGAUCAGUUUGUGUCAAGAACAUCAAGUGAUUUAAACAUUGAUUCCAAACCUUCAGUCAAGGAUAUUAAACUAUUUCUAUCUCCUAAUAAAAGCUCUGAAGAGUCUGGUGAUUGUGUAAUUCUUGAAAAAAAAGACAAAUUUUCUUCGGAACAAAAUAUUUCCAUAGAAAUUUAUAAUCCAACCACUGUCAAAACACACAAUGAGUCAGAAGAAACUUUAAGAAGACUUGAGGUUUCCACCUUGGUGACUACAGACAGUUGUGACAUUGACACAUCAGAAUCUGGCAUCUCAGGAAGUUUGACUUCAGAAAGUCAGAGCAUUUUGUCUUCACAAACAUUCUUAGAUGAUAGCUUGUUACAAACAUGUGAAAUGCAGACUGUGAUUAAACAGAAAGAGACAGUGUUGAAUGUUAAUAAUCUGGAACAGUUUGUGAUUACACAGAAAGAAACAGAGUUGAAUGAUGAUAACCAGGUACAGUCUGUGAUUACACAGAAAGAGACAGUGUUGAAUGAUCAUCAGGUUCAGACUGUGCAUGUAUAUAAAAAUCAUGUCAGUGAUAUAAAUGUAUCGGACAGCAAUAAAGUUCAUCAAAAUUUCGAAACAGAAUUAGUAAGUUCUCUGAAUAUUUCCAGAUCAACAAAAAGAAGUUUGCUCACUUAUCUCAUGCCCCUUAAGUCUAUUAGUAAUGUCUCAUCUAUUUCAUUCUGUGUUACAGAGAAAGAUGUUAAUCAAGAAUUUUUUCGAAGUUUCCGGGCUACCAUAUCACCAACAGAUAAUAAUUCUGCUGAAGAGGAAUUACAAAGAGAAAUAAAGAAAGAAAUGUUUUCACAGAUGAAAAUCCUAGGACAGUUUAAUUUGGGAUUUAUAAUAACUAAACUACAAGAUGAUUUGUUUAUUGUUGACCAACAUGCUACAGAUGAAAAAUAUAAUUUUGAAAUGUUACAGAAAAAUACAGUAUUACAAAGUCAGAAAUUAAUUCAUCCACAGUGUCUAGAGUUAACAGCUAGUAAUGAAACUAUAUUAGUUGAUAAUUUAUCUAUCUUUAAUCAAAAUGGUUUUGAAUUUGUUAUAAAUGAAGAAGCUCCUCCUACUCAAAGAAUAAAACUAACGUCAACACCAGUCAGUAAAAAUUGGAAUUUCGGAAAAGAAGAUAUUGAAGAGCUAUUAUUUAUGUUAACUGAUUCACCUGGAACAAUGUGUCGGCCAUCAAGAGUUAGAAUGAUGUUUGCUUCCAGAUCUUGUCGCAAAGCAGUAAUGAUUGGUACAGCUUUAAAUAAAACUCAGAUGAAAAAGUUGGUGUGUCACAUGGGAGAGAUUGAGAUGCCAUGGAACUGUCCCCAUGGAAGACCUACAAUGAGACAUCUAUUUAAUCUACAGAUGUUACCCAAGUUAUGA